UUUUCCUCUAUUUUUAUUUUUCUCCCUAAUAUCUUUCUUUCCCCUUCUUCGUCUUCCAAUGCAAACACUCGUCGUCCGUCUCACGAUUCACUUGAACAAAAACCAGUAGAAGAACAACAAGAAGAAGCUCCGUCUCUUAUCGUCUAUGGCGUCCUCAAACGAAACAACCCGCCAAAGGAGACUACCCAUCUCUCACAUCCUUCACUCCACCACCUCCAAUCUCCUCUCCCUUUUCAACCCCAAAACGACGCCCUCCUCCUCCUCCUCCUCCUCCUCCUCCUCCUCAUCCCCUUCUCGGCUUUGCUUCCCUCUCCUAAUCCCCGACUCGCCCAAACCGCUCGCCUUCGAAUCGUCCCAACCCGACUCGGUUUCGUCCAAAUCGGCCGCCCGAGGAGUUUCGCCGGCGCCGGAAUCCAGCUCGGCGUUCCCGUCGGCGGUCAGGAUUGCGGGGCUCAACUCCAAUCUUAAAGGCGGUGGGCCCGCUUUUGUGGGCCAGGUCUUCAGUAUGUGUGACCUCUCCGGCACUGGUCUCAUGGCCGUUUCCACUCACUUCGAUAUUCCUUUUAUUUCCCAGAGAACACCUGAGUGGCUCAAGAAGAUGUUUGCAACAAUUUCUAGGAGUGAGAGAAAGGGUCCUGUGUUCCGGUUUUUUCUGGAUUUAGGUGAUGCAGUUUCAUAUGUCAAACGGCUGAAUAUUCCAAGUGGAGUGGUGGGUGCUUGUCGCCUUGAUCUAGCGUAUGAGCAUUUCAAGGAAAAACCUCACUUAUUCCAGUUUGUUCCAAAUGAGAAACAGAUCAAGGAAGCGAACAAGCUUCUUAAGACAAUGCCUCAGAAUUUUGGAUGCAAAAGGGUUGAAGGGGUUCCAGUUUUUAGUGCUCAAAACUUGGAUAUUGCAAUAGCAACUACAGAUGGGAUCAAAUGGUAUACUCCCUACUUCUUUGAUAAAGGCAUGCUUGAUAACAUUCUUGAAGAAUCUGUUGAUCAGCAUUUCCAUGCUUUAAUUCAAACUCGGCACAUGCAGCGCCGUCGAGACGUGAUUGAUGAUAACUUGGCAGCAGAAGUGAUUGAAGAGAUGGGAGAUAACUUAUGGGAGCCUCCAGAGGUUCAAGAAGUGAUGGAUGAGAUGGGGAAUCCAGGAAUACCCUUGAGUGUCAUUUCUAAGGCUGCUGAAAUGCAGCUCCUUUACACCGUUGAUAGAGUACUCCUGGGCAAUAGGUGGUUGCGGAAAGCAACAGGCAUUCAACCAAAAUUCCCUUAUUUGGUUGACUCUUUUGAGAAAAGGAGUGCCGCUUCUUUUCUGAGAGCCACAUCAAUGGCGUGCUUAGCCAACUCUGAAAUGGAACACAAUUCCAAAGAUUUUCCGGACCCUAGUAGCACUUCAAAGCUUGAAUUUAAAGAUGAUACUCAAACCAACCGAAGAACCAGACCCGAUUUGCGGCUUCCUUUCGGAGAUUGGCUUAAUCUUCAGGGAUCAAAACAAAAGCACCGAAAAGAAGCCUCGUCUGAGGAAUGCACAAAGCAAAACGUGCAGCCGAAUCCGUUUCUUCCAAAAAUCACAAUGGUUGGUAUUUCAACUGGUGAAACCGGGCAGAUGAGCAAAGCUAGUUUGAAAAAGACGAUGGAGGAUCUAACAAAAGAACUGGAGCAUAUUGACCAGGAAAAUGCCAAUGGCUGUAACAGUAGUUGGAAUAACGAGUUUGAAGCCGAAGAUAGGGAUCCGCUUUUUGUGGCAAAUGUGGGCGAUUACUAUUCUGGUGUGGCAAAGUCGGGUUCAGCUCGAUGGGUUCGUGGGGGAAACAACUAGAAGCCCAACCAACAGGGCGUAUAUUUUUUUUUUCUUGCUCGAUUGUGAAUAUUCAUUCAUGAAAAAAGAAGGGAAAAAAAAAAAGAAAAAAAAAAGACAGAAUGUCAGAAUUCUUGAUCUGCCCGCCUGAUCUUUGUUGUAAAAAUGACUGAUAAAUGAGAAUAGACAUAACUAGUAAUUCGGAAAAUUUUCGCCGUUGUAA
Morus notabilis is the source of this 2006-nucleotide messenger RNA. RefSeq lists its product as uncharacterized. The record is from RefSeq and is a predicted model, not a curated record. The transcript has 8 exons. The coding region runs from base 146 to 1804 and encodes 552 amino acids. Gene Ontology annotation, biological process: protein transport. Lineage: Eukaryota; Viridiplantae; Streptophyta; Magnoliopsida; Rosales; Moraceae.